Molecule: messenger RNA, 1825 nt
Organism: Carlito syrichta (Philippine tarsier)
Lineage: Eukaryota; Metazoa; Chordata; Mammalia; Primates; Tarsiidae
Gene: ENTPD3
Product: ectonucleoside triphosphate diphosphohydrolase 3
Exons: 11
Coding region: 107-1696 (529 amino acids)
Biological process (GO): nucleoside diphosphate catabolic process
Cellular component (GO): plasma membrane
Molecular function (GO): GDP phosphatase activity; UDP phosphatase activity
Source: RefSeq, a predicted model, not a curated record
ACCGCCUCCUGGCGCCGCAGCUGACUUGUGCGCGCUGGCCGCGGGCCGCCUCUGCGGCAGCGGUAGUCGCCUCCUCCGAAUCCGCCGCGCACAGCUGGGGAGAAAGAUGUUCACCGUGCUGACCCGCCAACCAUGUGAGCAAGCAGGCUUCAGGGCCCUCUACCGAACCCCAGCCAUCAUCGCGUUGGUGGUCUUGCUUGUAAGUGUUGUGGUGCUUGUGAGUAUCACACUCAUCCAGAUCCACAAGCAAGAGGUCCUCCCUCCAGGACUGAAGUAUGGAAUUGUGCUGGAUGCCGGAUCUUCCAGAACCACAGUCUAUGUGUAUCAGUGGCCAGCAGAAAAGGAAAAUAAUACAGGAGUGGUCAGUCAAACUUUCAAAUGCAGCGUGAAAGGCUCUGGGAUCUCCAGCUAUAAGAAUAACCCCCAAGAUGUCCCCAAAGCCUUUGAAGAUUGUAUGCAAAAAGUCAAGGAACAGGUUCCGAUCCACCUCCACAAAUCCACCCCCAUUCACCUGGGAGCCACUGCUGGGAUGCGCUUGCUGAGGUUGCAAAAUGAAACAGCAGCUAAUGAAGUUCUUGCAAGCAUCCAAAGCUACUUCAAGUCCCAGCCCUUUGAUUUUAGGGGUGCUCAAAUCAUUUCUGGGCAAGAGGAAGGGGUAUAUGGAUGGAUUACGGCCAACUAUUUAAUGGGAAAUUUCCUGGAGAAGAACCUUUGGCAUAUGUGGGUGCACCCACAUGGAGUGGAAACCAUAGGUGCCCUGGAUUUAGGCGGUGCCUCAACCCAAAUAUCCUUCGUGGCAGGAGAGCAGGUGGGGCUGAACACCAGCGACAUCAUGCAGGUGUCCCUGUAUGGCUACAUGUAUACUCUCUAUACACACAGCUUCCAGUGCUACGGACGGAACGAGGCUGAGAAGAGGUUUUUGGCAAUGCUCCUGCAGAAUUCUCCCACCAAAACUCAUUUCACCAACCCCUGUUACCCUCGGAAUUAUAGCACCAACUUCACCAUGGGCCAUGUAUUUGACAGUCUGUGCACAGUGGACCAGAGGCCUACAAGUUAUAACCCUGAUGACAUCAUCGCUUUUGAGGGAACUGGGGACUCAUCACUAUGUAGGGAGAAAGUGGCUUCCAUAUUUGACUUCAGAGCUUGCCAUGAUCGAGAAACCUGUUCCUUUGAUGGGGUUUAUCAGCCAAAGGUUAAAGGGCCAUUUGUGGCUUUUGCAGGAUUCUACUAUACAGCCAGUGCUUUAAAUCUUUCAGGGAGCUUUGCCCUAGACACCUUCAACUCAAGCGCCUGGAAUUUCUGCUCACAGAAUUGGAGUAAGCUCCCACUUCUGCUCCCCAAAUUUGAUGAGGUGUAUGCCCGCUCCUAUUGCUUCUCAGCCAACUAUAUCUACCACUUGUUUGUGAACGGAUACAAAUUCACAGAGGAGACCUGGCCUCAAAUACAUUUUAAAAAAGAAGUGGGGAACAGCAGCAUAGCCUGGUCUCUGGGCUACAUGCUCAGCCUGACCAACCAGAUCCCAGCUGAAAGCCCUCUGAUCCGCCUGCCUAUAGAGCCACCUGUCUUCGUGGGCAUCCUCGCCUUCUUCAUAGCAGCAAUCUUGCUGUGUCUGUUGUUUCUUGUGUACCUGUGUUUGGUGUCCACAAAAAAGAGGCACUCUGAGCAUGCCUUCAACCAUGCAGUGGAUUCUGAGUGAGCUUUCAAGACAGCUUCUGGAACCCCAGGGCUGCUUAGAACCAGCUUGGGUAAUACCAGGUAAUGCAAACAAAGUGGCUGCCUUCAGGAAAUACAACUAAAGUAAAAUACCUAGGUCAUGUGCCUCUCA